UCGAUCCUCGUCCAGCUGCACACACGUCACAGACGCGAUCACGCUAAAGAUCGAUAGAUGGACGAGACGGCCGCGCCACAGCCCGAGGCGGUGUCGCUCCCGGAGGACGCCGUCCGCGAGAUCCUCAUCCGCGUGGAAGGCAUGGCCGCUCUCUUCUGCUGCGCCGUGACGUGCAAGAACUGGAGCCACCUCGUAGCCGAUGCCUCCUUCUUUCGUCGUCGCUGGCCCGAUGAUCACAGGGUGAGCCGCUUCCUUGCCGGGUUCUUGGCCCCAAAACGGCUCGACCGUAUGGACCCCAACUUCCGGACAUGGGAGCCCAUGUUUGCGACGUUUUUCGUCCCGACGCCACGGUCGGUGUUCGCCCGCCGCUCCCUCAUCUCCUUUUUUCCCGACGCCGACGCGUGCCUUCUCGACGGCGCCGAGCCGCUCACUGCGCGCCGCGACCUCCUUCUCGUGCGCCUGUCUCCGGACAUAGCUCCUGGCUAUAAGUACGGCAAGUCUGUCGUUCAUCUGGCUGUGUGCAAUCUGCUCAUUGGCGUGUGCGAAGUGCUUCCCCCGCUAUGCGGACAUUUGGACUUCGCCAAAAGCGGCCACGCCAUCCUAACUAGCGCAGCCUGCUCGUCGAGCGCAGAGCAAAAGUCUUUGCAACCGGUCUACUCGACCUUCUUCAAAGUGUUAAUCAUCGGCACGAUGAAUCUCGGCCCGCCCAGCCUCUACACAUUGUCAUCCAAUGAGUCAAGGUGGAGCAAGCCUAUAAAAUUAACUUUUGUCACUGCUGGGGGGAUCCAUGACUGUAAGCAUCCGGAUGCCAUUGUGUCUCGCGGUAAGGUGCAUUGGAGCGUCUGGAACAGGACAACUUACUCGGAAACCAACGAAGACCCACAACUUGCGGUCACCGCAGAUGGGACGCCCUUGGUGUUACUUCUGUCAAGACCAGGCCUUGAGCUAAAGAUCUGCAUGCAGCAGGACGAAAAGAAGAGUCAUGAUGGUGCUAUUGCCAAGGCCAGGCGGCUCACCACGCGUACUGUCGAGUUGAAACCACCUGGGCAGUUUAAAAGAAGGCCUGAGAAAAUAUACAUGAGAUUGUUAGGAGAGAAGAGUGGCGUGAUGCUACUCAAGGAUAGCUAGAGGCGGAUUUACAUCGCUGGCCUUGAGACGGGAGUGAUGGAGCAAUUUGAGUUGCCCGAUGGUUUUGAUGGGCUUAACCGUCUGAAGGUCGUGUUUUUGGAGAUGGACUGGCCGGCACUAUUUGUUUCCCGUCUUGGCAAGUGGUAGAUCCAUGCAUGUAAGUCGAGUUCACACAAAAAGGCAGCAUGAGGAUUGUUAGGGUUUUUUUAUUCUUGUCAUAUUUCAGAGAUGGGUGGAUUGUGAUCAUCAUC
Messenger RNA from Triticum aestivum (bread wheat), 1379 nucleotides. RefSeq lists its product as uncharacterized. Bases 58 to 1128 code for a protein of 356 amino acids. Lineage: Eukaryota; Viridiplantae; Streptophyta; Magnoliopsida; Poales; Poaceae. The transcript has 2 exons. Gene Ontology annotation, molecular function: protein binding. The record is from RefSeq and is a predicted model, not a curated record.